GUCAGAUGAUUAGGCUAUCGACGCCGCCAAACGCUCCCUGCUACACGCAACGGUGCAUCGUGAUUUCCGGUGACGCCCCCGUAUCUACUUCGGCCUGGCGCCGCAAGACAAAGAGCUGAUGGACAGUGGUGGUCGAACGCAAACUCAGCCCUGAGCGACACAAAAACUCGACUAGUGGAUGGCUGAGACGCGGGACGGCUGGUGCCUGGGUCUUGGAUUGCUCAUCACGAAUUAUAGCGAUCUCAACAAUCUCAUCUCAAAUGAUGGUGUUGGUGAUGCUACAGGCUCCCUUGCGAUUGCCGUGCAGCUGAUACAUGGAAUCCAGCCCAAUUCAAUAUCCAGUCCUUCCAGCGCGCAUGGGGGCUGCAUCUUGGAGCAUUGGCACUGGGAAUGGCUUGCUCAGCCUCUCCCCAAAACUCACAAGCGGCAUGCAAAAGUCGCAGCAAGACAUGGAGUCUCGAUCGAGCAUCUCGUCAUUAAUCUGCCGUCGGCUGCUCAUCAAUCUGCUAAGAAACGCCGGCGCUGGCUAGCUGCGUGUGGUCUAGCAUGCACUGUAAGGCGGAUGCAGACCCAGCGGCCGGCUCAAUCCUGCCCAUGCCAGCAAACGUGUCUGUCAAAUCAGUCUACUGCACGCUACACCCUCAGCUUGUGCUCUGGCAAACCUUCGGGCCUUGCAACGCGUGCCAUUCGUUCGCGGACGACAGUGCGCAAACGUAGCAUGCGCGAAGCAUGUACGCCCUGGCCCGCCCUCCGCCAACUCUAUACGGGUGGGGGUGCAUGGAUGCUGGUUGGCUGCUUCACUUAGGCGAAGGCAGACGGCCGUUUUGAGACGGUUGCUUUUCCUAAGGACGCGAGACAAGGGUCAUGCAGUGGUGCGCUGCCUUGUGUCACCGACUUUACGACAUGGGCGCUGUGAAUAUUCGUACGAAGACGGGCAAAGCGGAACGGGAGCAGGUGAGAUCUUGAUCCAGGACGUCUGGAGUAAUGAGAGCGUCGUAUUCACCUCAAAGCAUCGUGAAUGUGAAUGUGACUGUUGGUCUUCGGCAGAUGCAACAAUUCGUUGCAUCGCCAUAAUGUCUCUUGAUAUUGUUGUUGAACUUGCCGCUGGGCAAGACUUCUCCGUCCAUGUUUUCAGGACAACUACCGUACAGUGUGAGUCAAAAGGUGUUUAACCUGC
Messenger RNA from Paraphaeosphaeria sporulosa, 1177 nucleotides. RefSeq lists its product as uncharacterized. NCBI's taxonomy places the organism in Eukaryota, Fungi, Ascomycota, Dothideomycetes, Pleosporales, Didymosphaeriaceae. Bases 179 to 805 code for a protein of 208 amino acids. The record is from RefSeq and is a predicted model, not a curated record. The transcript has a single exon.